Carassius auratus (goldfish) is the source of this 1415-nucleotide messenger RNA. Its product is annotated as protein SON-like. Lineage: Eukaryota; Metazoa; Chordata; Actinopteri; Cypriniformes; Cyprinidae. The record is from RefSeq and is a predicted model, not a curated record. Bases 94 to 1011 code for a protein of 305 amino acids. The transcript has 13 exons.
AAGGAGCGCGUGAAUGUGGCGCGAAAAAAGCCCAGCGCCAACCGCCAGAUUCCAGAAAGCUCUUCACGACUCAGAAAGCAGCUGUGUAAAGCAAUGGUAUACGCACGGGCUGUUUGGGUGGAGAAUGGGAAGCAGAUGGAAGGAGUUUUGCCAUUGAACUGGAUUGACACAGAGACCAAAGUGGUGCGAUGGCCUUUAAAAAAUGUGUCUGUGGCACAUAAGCACCUUUUACAACCAGAAGAGGACUGGUUAAGCUUUGAAUUUCUAAAAGUCAAAGUGACAUCAGUAAGCCGACAGGAGUGUGAAAAAUAUAAUUACACCUCAGCUCAAACCGAAGAGGAGGACACAGUCAGUCAAAAGAGAAUGAAGAAAAGAAGGAAAUUUGAAGAUUAUAUUCAAGGGUCAGAUUUGUCUCCUGAGGAGGAUGAGUCAUUGCCAGACAAGAAAAAGGGACAAAAUGCAAUGCUGCUCGAGUUACCUGCACCCCCAGAACUGGCUAACACCACCAUUAGACAACCAGAGAGUCCUGCAUCUUCAGACAUUUCGGGAUGUUCUUGUCCAACGCAUCACCGUUCGCCCACAAGGUCUGAAUCAUUAGAAGCAUUUAGUCCAGAGUCAGACAGGUCUAGGCGUUCUCGCACAUCUCAGCGUGGAGUUCGAAAGCAAUCACAGUCCGGGAGCAGAAAGAGUCGGGAGUCCUCAUCCAGAUCUAUAGGUUCUCGCACACCUCAGCGUGGAGUUCGAAAGCAAUCACAGUCCGGGAGCAGAAAGAGUCGGGAGUCCUCAUCCAGAUCUAGGCGUUCUCGCACACCUCAGCAUGGAGUUCAAAUGCCAUCAGAGUCCGAGAGAGGCUUAUUCCCCAUGUCUCAAGCUAAAUACCAGAAGCUAGAAACCUUUGAAGAUUUUGCAGAAGAAGAGGCACGUCUCAAGGAACGCAACCUCUGGGAACAAAGGGCUUUUCACCAACAGCCUAAUGGCUGCUUUCAACAUGAAGGGGCGGGGUCGCAGUGAGAAAAAAGCCUUCCAGGAUACCGUUCAUUACUCUGUGGUAAAAGCCGCAGUAAUGAAGUGGAGUAAAACAGCCACAGAAGUGGAAACCAGGGCUGCCAUGGCUGAGACACUUAAACAUGCUCCAGGGAGAGCUGGAGGUGGAGGUCGCAAAGUUUGAACUUUUAGUGUACAUUUUCUUUCUUAGAGUUGUUUUGUUGACUCUUGGAAAGUGAACUGUGUUGGUUACUGGACCCCGACCUAUGUUUAUUGGACUGACUCUUAUGUGAAAUAUCUGUGUUGGUUACUGGACCGACCUAUGUUAAUUGCACUACUCUAAUGUGAAAUCUGUGUUGGUUACCGACUGUUUGCACUAUUUAAAAUGUGCUGUUUUAAUUAAUAAAGUGAUUAUAUGCUAACCCUUUAAA